Pantherophis guttatus is the source of this 1161-nucleotide messenger RNA. It is a transcript of the gene URM1, whose product is annotated as ubiquitin related modifier 1. Gene Ontology annotation, biological process: tRNA thio-modification. NCBI's taxonomy places the organism in Eukaryota, Metazoa, Chordata, Lepidosauria, Squamata, Colubridae. Gene Ontology annotation, cellular component: cytoplasm. The record is from RefSeq and is a predicted model, not a curated record.
AUGCGGAGGGGCGCUUCCGGUGUGGGCAGCGUGGCUCCCUGAGACAAGAUGGCGGCGCCCUUGUCUGUCCAGCUGGAGUUCGGAGGUGGAGCAGAACUCCUGUUUGACGGGGUAAGAAAACAUCAAGUGAAUUUGCCCCACCAGUCCGAACCUUGGAACCUCCGACAUUUGCUGACGUGGAUCAAAGGAAACCUGCUGAAAGAGAGGCCUGAAUUAUUUGUGCAAGGAGACUCGGUGCGCCCAGGAAUCCUGGUGCUUAUUAAUGAUGCAGAUUGGGAGCUGAUGGGCAACCUGGACUAUCAACUGCAAGACCAAGAUCAUGUGGUUUUCAUCUCCACUUUACACGGGGGUUAGCCCCCCCGCGCCAGGGAGUGGGGCAAUCCUAAACCAUCAACGACAAAACUAAACAGCCUUUCGGUUGAGCCAACUUCGUAAGAAAGCCAAAUUUUUUUUUGGGGAAGAGCUUGGACCUGCAGGGUUGAAUCCCAGCUUUGGAUGGGAAGAAUGUAACCCUGGAACGUUUUCUCUUGGGCUGUGGGUCGGGCGAGCUCCCCCGAGCCGUUGUUGACUCUUGAGAAAUGAGGAGGGAAACCGGAGAGCUGCAGCUGAGCCCCGUGGUUAUUUGCAGUGCCUGUUUGUUUUCAAGUGAACAAGAAGUCGCCAUCUUCUUUCUGCCCUAGCAGCCAGAAGAGACAAUCCCAGGGAUGGGAUGUGAUAAGGGCAGGGACCUUCUCCGUCUCUGAUCCAGCCUUCCAGGCCUUAAGACCACAGUACCACUUGACUUACCCCUCCGUUUUGAUCCGCAGACCUCCCAACCAGCAUUUCGGUAACUGAGCUGAAAAAUUAACUGGGGCAGCCCACCUACAAAUGCUCGCUUUGAAUUUAGGGUGUGUGCUAUGCGUGGGCCAAGGUUAUGCAAAAAUCUGGACUGGUCUAAAGUCUCCUGCCUGCCCAUGAGGUUGGACUCGGAGACCUCCAACUCCUGCUAUUCUGAUUCCCUCGCUUGCCUUUCUUGUACCUAUAUUUUAAAUAAAUAUUGUGCAGAGCUUCCUUUGCUAAUAUUUCACCUGCUAACUGCGGUUUGUGUGUCUUUUCAUCAGGGAUGCCAAAGGCCCACUCUGUUGUCAGCGUCUUUAGCAACAAAUAAAACGGCUACCCCCA